GAGAGAGGAAGAGUGGAUGGGUUGGACAUAACAGAGAAUAUGCAGUAUUCAGUAUAUCAGUAAGAUUUGGAGAAAUGCUGCCAGAUGGAAAAGCAAUGAAAAAAAUAAAUCACACCUUCCAGGAAAAAACACAUGAUUCUUCUUUAUGUUUGCCUGUGAGACGCCGAUUCUACAGCGACUGGUUGUUCUGGUGGUGUGCCAUGGCUUUGCAGUGGGUCAGACCGCGUCACGUUACAACCUGAUCCAGACACCCAUGCCCUGGUCCAAAGCCCGGGAGUUCUGUCAGAAGCACCAUGUGGACCUCGCUGUCCUAAAUGCAGAAGAGCAAUACUUCACUCUCCUCAAUGCCACACAUGCAAACCAAGCCAGCUUUUGGCUUGGUCUGCAGCGCCAGAGCAUAUUCAGUGGCUGGACCUGGGUGAACGGAGAGGUGUUGAGCUAUGAAUACUGGUACAGGAGAAAUUAUGAAGGCCUGUGUGCAAGUCUGGAGGCCAUGUUGAAGAAAGAGAAGAAGCUGCUGGCUCGCUACUGUGAUGAGCCACACAUGUUCGUCUGUCAGGGUCCAGUUUCCCCACAGCCAGUGGCGGUGGACUCUGUGAGCACUGAUCAGUUGAAUCUUAGCUGGAACGUAUCUGCUUUUAUGCAAAUGACACCACACGGUUACAACGUGACGGCAUGCAACAGCACCUGUGACACACUCCUUUAUUCCUACACUGGUGGCUCUGCAUCCAUGAGCAUCAACAUCUCCAACUUAACUUCAGCCACUGAGUACUUCAUCAAGAUCGCUGCUUUUGUUGUUCGGCCCGACAGUGUCACUAGUGGAAAAAUGAUCUUUCAAAGUAACCCCACAGCUUUACAAGUGAAAACAGCAGAUUCUUUUCAGCAGUCCAAAGUCAUCACUGUCAUUUUGAAGUCACUGAAGCUCAUGUCUCUGGGUCCUCCCUUGUGGAUUCUUUAUUGUAUCCUGAGAAAAGACAAACCUCUUUUCUUGGAUGAUGAUGAUGAUGAUGAUGCAGAUCAUGAGGUCUCAUCAGUGGACUUAUUAACUGUGGACACAGUUAUUGAGCUGAUCCCUGAGAAAACAAGAGGAAUCAACUAAAGGAGGGGAAAAAUUGUAUUCUAUACCGCCAUCGAGGAAUCCUUGAGACUGGGGUCUAGAGGGCAGAGAAAGGCUGUUCAACCCUUUACUAACAUUGUUCACAAUGGUGUGAUGGGCUGAUGAAAAAAUAUGGAAUUGGACACAACUGAUCGGUUUAAGGAAAACAAAUUUUUGAUCAGAAGGUGAAGUCACCUGGUAAGUCAUGAGAACACAGACAUGAAAAUGCUUCAUGCUUCAUGCUUUAAUCGUGCUGAUCCUGGUGCCUGUCAUCAGCUAAAGGUUUAAGUUAAGCUAAAUAGUUUAAUAUGCAAGGAAUAUAAACACAAAAACAACAGAUGGAACGUGGUCAUAGAUACACGUCUUUUGAACGUGUAUCAAUAAAAGUCAUUUUUAUUGUUUGUUCUUUGAUCUCAGGUGCUUAAAGGUUCUGUAAAUUUUCAUCACUGCCACUAGAUGUCGCACUACACCCCCCCCAUAGUUCUCAGUCAGCAAGCCCAGUGGAAGCGACAACUAAACACACAACAAGAAGCACAACUAAAUAAAGUUACUCUGUGUACACGAGAGUCAUCAGAACAACAAACCAGCCACAACCAUUAGCGCACACCAGCAUUGCUGUGAUAUGCUCCACAGCAAUGCUUGCAGUAAGCCAGCUAGCGAUAGCAACAUUUGCCACACACAUUCAUGGUAUCAGUAACAACAAGUUAGCUGAUGUUAUCACGCCUACUGUAGCCGGUCACUAAUGAGAACAGGCAUGUAACACUGUGUAGGCAUUGAUUUACUUAUGCUUCGAGGAGAAGAAAAGCCAGUUCCUAGUCAAGCUGGAGCACUUUAGCAGAGGGGGUGUGACUGAAGCCAUUAUUCCACCAUAUAUUUACAUAAAAUAUAGUUUUUUACUGUUAUAUUAUCGUUUAAAAUCUCGUUUACAGAACCUUUAAGGCACACGACUGAUAACUAGACCAAUGAGUAUACGGCACGUGAAGUCAUAGUAGGUGACUCACAAUAUGCAAAGUAAUGACGCACUACUCCACUGAGCUGUAGAUUGAUAGUUACAAUUUUGAUUUAUAGUUUAGAUGUAUAUACUGUACACACAGUACACAGCAGUGGGGAACCCUCUGUGCCUUUCAGACCUUCAGAGAAGGCCCAACAUAUCAGCAUAUCAAAUGUGUAAUUUCUGCUAUCCAGUAUUUAAUUUAUUUUAUUUAAUAACUAUUCUCUUCUAAUUUUAAUCUUGAUUUUCUAUUAAGUUUGCUUCAGAAAUGAAAGGGUUAUGAUCUUAAAAUAGAGUGAACCCAAGUUAGUCAUUACUGAGAUAAUGUACCAUGCCAUAGCAUAAGCUAAUGUGUUAGCUUGAAUGAACUACAGUGAACACACGGUUGAUUGUAGUGUUCACAAAGGUUUACCUGUAAGUGUGAUCUAUAUUAUGAGGCUUUCUUUCCUUCGAGAUUGAGUUAAGUCCUGGGUUAGUACUGUAAACCCAACAAAGGUAGCUAGAAAUAUGGUCUCUAAAUGUAGUUUUAUCAGAGUAUUAAGACUCUGUGUGAGUGAAGCUUUUUUUUUUUUCACACAGGGAUUAUCCCGUUACUUAGUUAAGUUUAUUUUAAAUGCAGGAGGUUAGCAAAUGUGAAAACGUCAUCUGGUGUCCCUGGCCAGACGUUACUUAAAAGCUGCCUAAAAGCCUUGACUAAAAACAUUAUUUUAGUGAAACUAUGCUAUGAUAAAAUUUCAUUUCAAAUCAAGGCUUAAAGGGAAACAUUA
Molecule: messenger RNA, 2854 nt
Organism: Seriola dumerili (greater amberjack)
Lineage: Eukaryota; Metazoa; Chordata; Actinopteri; Carangiformes; Carangidae
Exons: 5
Coding region: 146-1099 (317 amino acids)
Molecular function (GO): protein binding
Source: RefSeq, a predicted model, not a curated record